AAAUGCGGCUCCUCGCUCCCCUGGGAGAAGCUUCGCCCAUCGCAGCAGCAGGCUCGCUCUCUGCGGAGUUUGGGAGGACCUCGGGAGGAGCAGCAUCAUGACCGCCAAGAUUGAUUGGAAGCUGAAGGAGAAUGGCAUUGCCCACCGCACUGACCGGUACAGCGGGACCGAGCUGGCGGUGCGCCGGGGGCAACCCUUUGGCGUUUCCAUGAUCUUCGGGGGAACCCCCCCAGCAGCAAGUAGCCUGACCUUCACAGUGGAAACCGGAUCGACGGCUGCUCUCCAGGCCAAGACACGGGUGUCCUUCGGUGUCACUGCGUCUCCACCCAAAAAUUCCUGGGGUGCGGUCCAGGGCGCCCCGGCCCCCGGCACCUUGAGCUUCUCCAUCUCCAGCCCAGCGAAUGCAGGCAUUGGGCGCUACCGACUCGGCUAUCAGACCGGGAGCAGCUCCUCUUCCUCCUUCCUGGGCACCUUUGUGCUCCUCUUCAACCCCUGGCUCCAAGCUGAUGAGGUCUUCAUGCCAAACAACGCAGAGCGUGAGGAGUACGUCCUUUCGGAGUCUGGGGUGGUCUUUGUGGGCAGCUCCUACAGCAUCAGCCCACGUGGAUGGGACUUUGGCCAGUUCCAACCAAAUAUUCUGGACAUCUGCCUGUCCAUCCUGGACCGGAGCUUAAACCAUCGCAAAGACCCAGCCACUGACCUCCGCCGCCGCAAUGACCCCAAAUACGUUGGGCGUGUGCUCAGCGCCAUGGUCAACAGCAAUGACGACAACGGCGUGGUGCUGGGCAACUGGAGUGGCAAUUACUCCGGUGGGGAGAAUCCUGGCAGCUGGUCAGGAAGUGUGAAGAUCCUCCAACAAUAUAAGUCCUCUGGAUUUCGACCGGUCCGCUAUGGCCAGUGCUGGGUCUUUGCAGGAGUGCUGACCACAGUCCUCCGGUGCCUCGGUUUCCCCGCCCGCAUGAUCUCCAACUUCAACUCAGCCCAUGACACGGACCAGAGCUUGACUAUAGACGUCUACUAUGACCCGGCUGGGAACCCCCUCAACAUAGACUCUGACAGCGUCUGGAACUUCCACGUGUGGAAUGAGGCCUGGUUCACCCGCUCCGAUUUGGGCUCCACGUACAACGGCUGGCAAAUUUUGGAUGCCACCCCGCAAGAACGAAGCUCUGGCAUCUUCCAGUGCGGCCCGGCUUCCUUGGUGGCCAUCAAGGAGGGAGACGUGGACCUGGACUACGACUGCCCCUUCGUCUAUGCUGAGACCAACGCAGACCGCGUCACCUGGACCCUGGACACAGCCACCGGGACCAAGAAGAAGAUCUACUCGGAGACCAAGUCUGUGGGCCAGUUCACCAGCACCAAGGCCGUGGGCAGCUUCGCCCGCAAAGAUGUCACCAACGACUACAAGUACCCAGAAGGUUCCACCAAGGAGCGGGAGGUCUUCAACAAGGCUCGGGGCAAGCUGAACCUGAACACGCUGGAAGCCACCGCUGCCCGAGUGCCGGACGCUCCCAAGCCAGACGUGACCGGGAAGUUCAAGGUGCAGAGCCCCCCUGAGGUCGGCCAGGACGUGCAGCUGGUCCUGCAGCUGACCAACCAGGCCUCUAAGGCCAGGACCCUGACGGCCAACAUGACCGCCUGGAGCAUCGUCUACACCGGGAAGGCCAUCCACGAGGUCUGGAAGGACUCCCUCGCCCUGACGCUGGGCCCCAAAGAAGAGAAAGCCUAUCCCAUCAAGAUCUCAUAUGCGGAGUACCAGCAGCACCUGACAACGGACAACAUGAUCCGGGCAACGGCCGUGUGCCACAUCAAGGACGGGAACGAUGCUGUGAUAGAGCGGGACAUCUCCCUGGACAACCCCACCAUCACCUUGAAGGUGCCAGGCCAGGUGAAGGUGGGCCAAGUGGUGAAGGUGGAAGUGGUCUUCACCAACCCACUGGCAGAAGCAGUCUCCUCUUGCGUGCUCCUGGCUGAGGGCAGCGACCUGCUGGAGGGAGAGAUCCGGAAGGAGGUGCCAACCGUGAAGGGCAAGGAGAGUGCCCGCAUCACCUUCGAGGCCACCCCCAAGAAGAAGGGCACCAAGCAGCUGCUGGCCAACUUCUCCUGCGACAAAUUCACGGACAUCAAGGCCUUCCAGGUCAUCAAGGUGGUUGACUGAGCUGGACCCUAAAGAGAGGCACCCCCACAAGAGAUGGCGAGGCCGCACUACGAGGGAAUGGGCAGCUUUGGGGGUGCAGAAGAGCCCUGUCAUCUGCAUGUUCUUCUUUCAAUACAGCUUUUCUUUCUUACCGCCACUCUUUUCUUGCCUCUCUUGAGCUCCUUCACAAGAUCCUUCCCCUCAGUUUUCUAGGGGUCGUCAAAAGCAGACUAAUGAAAAUGAAGCCGAACCCAGAACUCCUUGCCUUCAAGUUGA
Messenger RNA from Anolis sagrei ordinatus, 2410 nucleotides. RefSeq names its product protein-glutamine gamma-glutamyltransferase E-like. Gene Ontology annotation, biological process: peptide cross-linking. The record is from RefSeq and is a predicted model, not a curated record. NCBI's taxonomy places the organism in Eukaryota, Metazoa, Chordata, Lepidosauria, Squamata, Anolidae. Gene Ontology annotation, molecular function: protein-glutamine gamma-glutamyltransferase activity.